UUGACUGUUUAAUCAACAAAAUAAGAAGAAAUAGAUGGAAAAGAGGCACAUGUGCUCCAGCUCCAGAGUUGCGGUCAUGAAACUAAUCUCGGGUGACAUUGGAAAACGACUUGAGGAGAUGGUGCAGCUGACAGCUCAGAACCUACCUCAGGUGGAGGUCACCAGUAGUUACACCAUCCUUAGAGAGCUGGGCAGUGGUGCCUUUGGGCAUGUAUUGAUGGCAGUCCACCAUCGCCAAGGAACCCCCAUGGCACUGAAAUUUGUACAUAAAAAAGGUACAGAGCUACAUGAUUUCCUUAAUGAAUAUUGCAUUGCACUGACUUUGGGGGCACACCCCUGUAUUGCCACUGCCCUCGGGAUUGCCUUCCAAACCUCCCAACACUAUGUCUUUGCACAAGAAUUGGCAUUGUCUCAUGACCUCUUCACACUUAUGGUGCCAAAGGUUGGCGUACCUGAGCAACAGGUAAAGCGCUGUGCCCUGCAGCUUGCCAGUGCCCUGGAAUACAUGGAAUCCAAAGGACUAAUCCAUCGAGAUGUCAAACCAGAAAACGUGCUGCUCUGUGACCCUGAAUGUCGGCGCAUCAAGCUGACAGAUUUUGGACUGAGCUGCCCAAGGGGCCAAGCCAUUAAGGCCUUGCCUGAAAGUCUGCCUUAUACUGCGCCUGAAAUGUGUAUCUUGGGUCCCAAAACUAUCCUGGAAGCCCAGCCAAGCCUUGAUACCUGGGCUCUCGGAGUGCUGCUAUUCUGUGUGCUAACUGGCUACUUCCCCUGGCUUACAGCUAUGCCCUCUGAUCGGUAUUAUUGCAGCUUUGUCUCCUGGCAUCGUAGCCCCCGUUUUGUAUCACUCCCAGCCCAUUGGGAACGUUUCACUCCUCAAACAUUAGAAAUGUUGAAAGGGCUCCUGACACCUAACCCAGCACUUCGUAGCCCUGCCAAAAUGAUUAUGAAUUACAUCAAAACACCUUGGUUGCUACCGGAAGUAAAGAGUCGUGUCCGACCCAGCAGAGAACUUCUUGGCACUACCCGGAGAUGCUAAAAACCAAGUGUGUUGCAAGGAGAAACAAGAGGCUCUGAAACCUCACCUUAGCUUUUAAAGGACCAAAGAUGUCCAUCACCUGAUGAACACAUUUUGUUUGAUAAAAAUCAGUGAAGCCAGAGAAACAGAAAAGA
Thamnophis sirtalis is the source of this 1170-nucleotide messenger RNA. RefSeq names its product serine/threonine-protein kinase SBK2. Gene Ontology annotation, biological process: protein phosphorylation. Lineage: Eukaryota; Metazoa; Chordata; Lepidosauria; Squamata; Natricidae. The record is from RefSeq and is a predicted model, not a curated record. Gene Ontology annotation, molecular function: protein serine/threonine kinase activity; ATP binding.